UAAUGUAAACAUGGGACAUAAAAUUAAAGAAAGAAUAAAAUGAAGCUAGAUAUGCUGAUAUAGAUUCAAUAUCUAUAUUUGUAUUUCAAAGUAGAAUUUUUAUAUAUUCUAUUUCUAGAUCUAGACAAGUGACAUGCUGUAAGACUCAACUUUGAAAAAACUGCGUAGAGAAAAGAGAAGAAUGAAGUUACAAGUUUUAGGUCGCAUACGUCCUAUGUACAGAGGUGAAGGAGUUGCCUUGCAUCGAGAGAAUGACACAAAAAUAGCUGCACGAGCUGGAGGACCUUUUUUUGGGUUUUUGGAGCUUCACAGUGAAAAAAGUACCACAUAUGAUGUUUUUAAAACUUCAGUAUUGUCCUUGGUGGAUGUCUUUGUUAAUGGAUGCAAUACGGGUCUACUGAUUGCAGGGGAAACUGGCUCUGGAAAGUCUUUCACUAUGGCUGGAGAAGGAGAUUUUAAAGCCGGCUUAGUUCCCCUAAUCUUUGAUCAGCUCUUUUCAAUAUUAGCAAAAGAAAAUUAUAGAGCUGAUGUAGAAAGUAAAAGGAUCCAGUCGAGAGUAAGUCUACAAAUGUUUGAAGUUUACAAUGAAGUAAUUAGAGACCUUUUGAUAUUGCCGAUUGGAUCACGUCCAACUGUCGACAUUCAAGAAAAUGCUAUUCAGGGGGUACAUUUACAGAAUAUUACGGAGCUCUCUUUAAAUGAUAGCACUCAGGCUAAAGCCCAGUUCAUACAAGGCUGGGGCAGACGUACAGAACUAUCAAGUGACUCAGGCCUGGCAUCUCACAAUUCAGCCAUUUUCUGUCAAGUCCUGCUAGAAAGAAUUUAUGGAAAUGGAAAGCAUCCAAUCAAAUCAAGAUUUACGAUUGUUGAACUUCCUGGCCUAGAAAACCUCGGGGAAGACACCGGAUACAGUGCUCUGUGGCAAGGGAGUCAAGCCAACAAAAGUCUGAUCACUCUUUCACAAGUGGUUAGCUCCCUCGCCGGCAACCCAAGUCCUGACAGAGUCAUCAACUAUAACAACUCCAAACUCACACGACUUUUACAAGAAGAGCUUGGAGGCAACUGCAACACUCGAGCUCUUGUUUGCUUGAAACCCUUCUCCAAGCCAGACACAGUCGGUUUGAUUGUCCAGUUCUGUCAGAAGUUAUCGCAAGUCACAACAUUUCCCAUCGUCAAUGACAGUUCAGCUCAGAGUUUAUUGACACAAGAACGAGCCAAACUUCUCAUUCUAAGACAACAGACAAGUCUUGGUUCUGUCAUGUCAUCUGUACCGCCCUACGGACCUGACAUGGUCUCUGACAUUCGCAGACUUCAAACUGAAAAUUUAGUACUUAAAGAUCAGAAUGAGAGGCUCCAAUUACGACUGGACCAACUCAGCAAUAAGUUUGGUCAUGUUGCCAGCACUAAGACUGACCUUUCUCAACAACUUCUGCUCAGCGAAGAAGAAAAAUUAAAGGUGUCACAAUCCCUUGUAGAGAUGCAGAUUGAGAAUAAUAAAAUCAAAGAAGAAACUGAGGCCACAAACUUUGAACUCACAAAUAAGAUUAUUAUGCUAGAGAAUCAACUGUUGGAGGCUCAAAAUGCAUCAGACAGACACAAGAGAGCAGCCAAAGCUGCCAAGGAGCAGUUGAAGGAACUGGAGACAGACAGGAAAGAUUUAGCUGAUGAGUAUGUUGUGUUGAAGACCAAUUACCUGGCUUUGACCAAUGAGCAUAAGAGAGAGUGCUCAAGAAAUGAAAAUUUGGCAAUAGAGCUGUUGAAUCUGGUCAACAGUAAAGCAGCUCUCAUGAGACAGGUUCUGAUUCUCACAAAUGCUGACCCAGCCCAUGCUGAUGAUCCAAAUGCAGAGAUUGCUCGUAUCAGGGCCAUCAUACACCAGAACUCUUCUGGAAAAAUCAAAGCAGAUGAAAUCCUAGGUACGCAGAGAGACAGAGAGGUUAUUGAAGACAGGCUGUUUGCCAGCCAGAGAAAGUUUGAGUCAGAGAUUAAUAGGUUAAAAGUUGACUAUGGAGAUGAGCACAAGAAAUAUGAAAACAGGAUGAAUGCUCUGAUGAAAGAACUGGCUGAUACCAGAGUCUUGGCCAGAGAAAGACAACACAAAAUUUCUGAGUUAAAUGCUAAACUAAUCACAUUAAGGGGAGAGAAGGAGGCAGUUGAGACUCAGACCAACCGUCUGCAACACAAGGUCAAGGACCUUGGUGAAGACUUCAGAGCUCGACUAGUUAAAUAUGUUGAGGACAUCGCAGAAUAUGUGGACAAAGGGAGUGGUGUUCCAGGUCAACAACAUGAGAAAAAGAUGAGAGAUUAUGUGGAUAACAUGUUGAAGGACAUCCGAAGGUCACAUAGAGAGCGAGAAGACCAGCUUAGUCAAGCAGCUCAGACAUUCAAGAAGCGCUUGCAGAAUACAGUACACAGUUAUGAGCAGGUGCUAAUAGCCUACAGAAAUCUGCGACAGACUUGUGAAGCAAGAGGCUUUGACAGAGCUGAUCUUGGUCCGGAUGAGUACGAGCUGAAGCUAGGAGACACAGAGAUCCAGUCUUCUCAUCUUAAGGAGCUGGAUAAAGCUAAGACAGAACUAAACAGAGCCAAGAAUGAACUAGAUGCUGUCAAACUUCGAUAUGGUUUGUUUGGGGAUGACAAGAAAGAAAACUUAGGAGACUUAAAUUCCAUCUCAGCAAGAUCAGACCUAUGGGCAGCACUAAGGAAACAACUUCGGGAGUUUACUCUAAACACACAACAACAGCUUGAGCAGGAGAGGGCGCGACUGUUGAGUGAAAAUCAAGUUUUAUCGCAACAGCUGAAAGAGAGUCAGGAAUAUAUUGACAGCCAUCUUGUUCGGUACAAGCAAGAAAUUCUUCGACUGCGUAAAAUGCUUGGAAUGUCUGAGACAGAAGCCAGCAUACUAACUGACCGGCUUGCUAAAAUUAGAAAAAAAUAAAACCUACAUUUAUAAUCAAGCACAAGUUUUUAAAAAUGUUAAUUAAAAAAGAAAUGCAACUUUAAAUUAUCUUUUUUUAUAGGGCACACCAUGGCCUAAAUUGUGCUGAUGUGCCAAAAAUCCAAAAUACUACGUUUUUAUUUAUUUAUUUUAAAAUCUAAAUUUGUUUACCUAAUAAAUUACAAAAAUUUGUUCUAUUAAAAUCAUGAACAAUAUUUUUUGUAACAAGCAGAAACGAAACGUUGACAAAAUGUAAAGAUGAGUCAUAAGAAACAAAAGUCAUCUGAUUUUAAUGAUUGGCCUCCACCACUCAAGUUUAUGGUAUUUCCUUUGUUGAACAAUAGUAAUGCCUAGUAUCUGUAUUUUGAAAAGAACUACAUAUUAAAUUUCCGUCCAUUGUAAUCAGUUUGUAAGUUUUAACUUAGGCAUCAGCCGCCAAUGUGACAUUUGUAUUUGUUUUUUUAUUAUCUUUGUUUUUAUUUUGUGAUAUUGUACAACUUCUCUGUGAUGAUUAAUAUUUUAUAUUGAGAAAUAAAUAUUGUUUUUUUUUUAA
Biomphalaria glabrata is the source of this 3491-nucleotide messenger RNA. RefSeq names its product coiled-coil domain-containing protein 78-like. Gene Ontology annotation, molecular function: microtubule motor activity; ATP binding; microtubule binding. The transcript has 21 exons. Gene Ontology annotation, biological process: microtubule-based movement. Bases 182 to 2938 code for a protein of 918 amino acids. NCBI's taxonomy places the organism in Eukaryota, Metazoa, Mollusca, Gastropoda, Planorbidae. The record is from RefSeq and is a predicted model, not a curated record. Gene Ontology annotation, cellular component: cytoplasm.